This is a messenger RNA of Bombyx mandarina (wild silkworm), 13519 nucleotides long. RefSeq lists its product as uncharacterized. Lineage: Eukaryota; Metazoa; Arthropoda; Insecta; Lepidoptera; Bombycidae. The record is from RefSeq and is a predicted model, not a curated record.
AUGCCUUUUCGCUACAUUGACGACAUACUGCUUUGCGGCGCAAAGUGUGCUGCCAUCUAUCGGCGCGCACCAACAGGGGUAUUUCGCAAACGAUCUCUCGAAGGAGGAACAAACAGGGCUCACUGGGAAGACGUUACUGAAAAUACACCUUUGACGUUUGUGAACGAUUGUGUUUCCUUUACUACGACGGUAUCGGCUAGAUACUGGCUGAUCGAUUGUAGACACAUCGAAGAUGCUACGAAAAUGGCUACAGAAUUAUAUAGAGAGGCAAUUCAUGUACCAUUUAUGUCGCGUUUUGUUGUUUACGCGAAGAGAUCUGACGAAAACCAAGCGCAGCUCAGGAUGUUCUGUGUCACUGAUGAUAAAGAAGAUAAAGCUUUAGAACGCAUCGAACGAUUUAUUCAAGUUGCUAAAAGUCGCGAUGUUGAGGUCCACGAAGGAAAACCAGUCUAUCUGGAAUUCGGUGGAAACCUCGUUCCGGUAGCUAAAUCAGGAGAACAGUUGACAAUACCAUUCCGGGCCUUCCGAGAAAAUCGCAUGGCGUUCCCGGUUAUGAUCAAGACCCAGGAUCUAGAACCGAUUUGCAGAUGUCAGUUCAUGAGAGAUCCGAAGGUGCCUAAAGGCGAACCUUCCCCCGCUCCUAUUGCCGUUCUCAACAUAAUGGUACCUGACGAGCCGACUGAUAGGACAUCGCCACUACCAUCAGAAGCGGUUCCGAGACGCACUGAGGAACAAGAAUUGAUUUGGAGGCAGCGACUCAGCGAUCCUAGACUGGAAGAUAUCUGCAAUCUACUGGGUAAAGAUUGGGUGGCUUUAGCUUAUGAAUUGGGCGUGAGUGUUGCCACGGUUAAUCAAAUUCAAGCUAAAAGGAUCACCGCACCGGAACAAGCUCAGCUUAUGUUGAAACUUUGGAAGACACAAUCUGGAACAAAGGCUCAAGACAAUUCCUUGGAACUAGCACUCUGUCGUAUAGGCAGAGAUGACAUAAUAGCUCCGCAGUCAGACACGAUAAACGAAAGACGAAUCCGGCGUAACAUUUACCAAGAGAGGCAAGCAUCUGAAGAGAUCGAAGCGUAUAAAGCAGAAGAAGAUAAUAAGCUCAAAGAAAAACUGUACAAUGAAGAAGAUAUACUACCAGAGCAUAGAGAAUCAGAACAUGAUCAAGACGAAGCCAAAUAUUCACCGGAAGAAAAAUCUAUUGUUGAAAAGAGCGAAAUAGAUAGAACGCCUACACCAAGUGAGGAGAGCGAGGAAGAUGAAGACAUCAAACGGAGCGUUGCUGAAAGAAAGGAACAAAUAACUAGAAAGUUAAGUUCUAGUAAAGUGCCUGCUUCAAAACAAAAGAAAGAAAUUCGUGAAGAAAUAAUUGAAAUUAAGACCCAAAUCAAACCGGAUAUCAAGAAAUUCCACGACAUUGAGCAACAGUCUUUAGAUAAGGAACCCACAUUAGAAAAGUCAAGAUCAAAAACUUCUCCAGAUAAAGUUGAAGAGGGGAUAGAAGAACAGGAAGUCAUUACAGAAACUAUUGUUGAAGCUAUCGUUGAAGAAAGAAAGGAAGAGGUAAAACCAGUAGAAAAACCUAUAGAACAAUUUAGGAAGUUCGAUCCAUCAUCGCCAGCUAAGCCUACCCCUAAACAUCUGCAGAGACACAUGCGAAAUGAAUCAAUGCGGUUUCCAUCAGGGGACUUUUCCAAUGUUGUAAUAACCCCGAGAAAAUCAAUAACAAAUGAAGCAGUAGAAAAACAAGCGAUUGAAACUAAACCUCAUACGGUUACAAAAGAAGUGAUUUCACAGAAAGAAAUUUUCACAUCUAAAGUCGAAGAAAAGAUGGAAGAAAUUGAAAAAACGGCCAAAAUGGUUAAAGAAGAGAAAGAUAUUGCUGAAGCUACUUUGAAAGAUAAAAUUAAUUCAUUCGAAUUGAAAAUGGUAAAAGAAAUCAAUGUUGAUGUUUCAAAACCAACGAUAAAACUAACUAAAGAAGCCCUAAAAAAACAUACUUUGGAACAAGGACAAGGCAAUGGGUAUACUCAAGAGUUCGUUAGAGAGCAAUCUAAGCAAUUAUCGAGCAUGGAAUCUCACGUUACACAUAAAGUGACCGUCGAAACUGAGACACAUAUUGAGACAGUAAAAUCCGUCAAAGAGACGAUACAGCAAUUCGAUUCGAAAACAAAACUAUGUGAGAAACCAAAGCAUUUCCCUAAGACUAUACGAACAGACUCAACCCUCGUUCAAGUAUCUUCCGAGGAAGAUAGCGAAUUCCUUAAAAAAUCGACAGAUUCUGAAACAGAAACGGAAUCGCAGACUACAACAGUCAAAGUGGACAAAUUAGACAACAAAACUAAAGUCAAGCCCUACAGGGAAUAUAUUGGCGCUGAAAUAGAUCACGAAGACAGUCCUAAAGUUAGUGACAAAGAUAAAAAAGGAGAUGAAGACGAUAAGGAUUACAAAGGUGUUGCUGUAAUGAAAGAUGUCUUCCUAGAAAAAAUAACUACUGAAGAACCAGUACAAGUUACCGAAGAAUAUAAAAAGCAAUCGUUGGAGGAAAGAGAUGUCUCUUUAACUGAUAAAUCAAAGGAAAAGGUUGAGACGCAGACUUCUACAGCAAGUACUAAAUCAGACCUUAGCAGACAUACGAAGACAGAUUCUGUAGGUUCAGAUAUGCAAGAUUUAAUAGCACAAAAAGUAUCAACAGAAUCACCAAUCCAAUCUGUCGUUGACAAAGCUGAUUCUUUAGCGGAUCUCCAGCACAGCACCGAGAAAGACUUCAGCUUUAUUUCCCAAACUGAGUCCAAGGUAUACUCAAAAGAUUCUAAGCAUAGAAGUGAUUCAUUGGAUGAAGCUUCUCAGUUUUCUGAUCUAGAAGAUCAAAUUGGCUCAAGUCCAGCGCACAGACCAGCUACCGAGAAAAUAGAAGCAGGCUCAAUUAAAACCGAUGUGAAAUCCGUUUCGAAAUUGACUGAAAAGUUUGACACGUCCCCGAAAAGUCAGACCAUGGAAUUUUUGAAAUUCGAGAGUGAGCAUAGUGCCCAAGUACAGGUAACGGAAUCAGAUAAGACUAAAGAGACACCAGUUAUAAGUGCUAAAGCAAGACAGUUUAUUGAAACUGUACCUGAGGAUGAUUCAGUGCAGGAAUGUUUCUUUUCAAAGCGUAUAUAUUCAGAUUCGCUUGAAGAUUCCGAGCAUACUGAUUCAAGAAGACAUUCAGAAACAGAAUCACUAAAAUCUGACCAAUCCGAUACAAAAGUUAAAGUUUCAUCAUCUGAAUUUGAUGAAAGGGCUGAAUUCGAAGAGGCGGCUGAUUCUGGAAGUGGAUUCGGUGACGAAAAAUUUGAGGAAAGUGUUGGAUUUACUUCAUUUAAAAUUGACCCUAAAGUACUUGAAAUUGAGAGGCAAGAUUCGGAAUCUGAUAAAGAGUCAGACGUCGUUUUUAAGAAAAUGAUACCUAAGCGACAUUCUAGAACUGAAUCUAUAUCAAUAACUAAGCUAAGUGAUAUUGGUGACAUUGAAAUCAAACCAAAACAAGAAUUCCAAAUUAUUGUAACCGAAGCAGAAGAAAUAGAUAAAUCUUUUGAAAAAGAUGAAACUUCAGAUAAAAUAUCAUCCGAAAGCAGUAGAGAAAUAGAAAUUUCAGAACGUAAAUCAUCAGAUGGAAUUUCAGACAAGAUUAGUUCGGAAGAUGCGGUUACCAAGAAAACAUCUUCGGAGGAAGACGUAGUCUAUGAAGCAGAGCGAUUGCAACAGCAAAAAACAGAAGUUGUUGCAACAACUGUAAUUGAAAAGAAAAUGGUUUCGGAUGAUGCAAAAGAGGAUGUUGAUUCAAAACGCCAAUCAGUGACGUCAACAGAAUCAGUGGGUGAACUACGUCUAGAGGAAAAGCGACCGUCAGAUGCUCACAGUCUUACUGAAUCUAGAGAUUACACUUUUGAAGAGUCGGAGGACGAUAUUGCAACCCAAGGCACACAUGUGGAUCAUUCCAAGGAUAUUGGGCUACAUAAAAUUGAAACUGAAGAAAUUAUACAGAUUGCUGAAAAAUCUGUAGAACACCCGAAACUCGCCAAACUGACUCACGGGGAUUCACUUGAUGACGUUGAAGGAUUUCCAGAGGAUCAUACUGCAGAUUAUGUGCAUAAAUUACCACAUAUUGCAGAGAUUGGAUCUGUUUCUGAUAAAGAUAUGACUAUUGAAUUUCUGAAUAGAGAGAACCAAGAACAACUAAAACGCGUGUCUGUUCAAGAACUAGUCCCUGAAGUGAUUGUUCCUUUAACUCAAGAUGAAAUAAUUAAGGAAACAGUAACACAUAAAGAAACCCCGACCGUCUUUACUUCGACCAAAACUGAAACACAUUAUUCUAGCACAACUAGAACAGAGCCUUUAGUCACAUCUGAAGUGAUGAGCCAAACUAAAUCAUCUAUAAAAGAAUCUACCACAACUAAAUCAUUCAGAACAGAAGGGAAAUUCGACGUUUCAAAGAUAAGGACCGAUACUUUGGGAAAAUUUGAUAUUGGUGAACAAUUGGAGGAAAUGAAGGAAACCAAAAAACAUAUGCCGAGAGAUUUACAAGAAUUACCUGAAAUAACGAAAGAGCAAGUCAAACCAGUUAUCGAUGAUAUUUUGCAAAAAGGUACAAUUGCUGCUGUUGCACGAAGCCCGAUUGUAGAUAAAGACAUUAAAACCAUUACCAAAGAAAUAGUAGAAUCAGAAAAGAGAUCUUACGACACGAAAGUGCCUCAGAAAGAAGAACGAAGACAUUCGUGUAUCAGUCCAGCUAUUUCCUUAGAAAGGAUUGCUGAGUCUGAUGUUGAAACAGAUGAAGAAGUCAGUAAAUCUAUUCCCAUUGUUGCGCAUGAGAAAACAACUGAAACUAAAACGGAUAUGAAAAAAUCUGAUUCGGCCAUGAAACAAAUGGCAGAUAAUAUAGAAAUUAUCAUUAAGCAGGCUUCGGAGGAAGUCGAUAUGUCAUCAGAAGAACUCCCUGUUGAAGUUGCAGAGGCUCAGGACAUUGCUGGUCAAGUUUCUGUGGAUUCAAUAAUUGAGGAGGCCGUAACCACCGUCGAAGGUUAUUUAGAAUCAGCUAAAGACAAGGAAAAAGAAAUUGAAGCUAAGAAAGAAAUUGUUUACGCUGAGACAAAGAAAUUUGCUAAAGAUAGACCGGGCCUCAUUAAAUCGCUUUCCAGGGAUAGUGGUGAAAUUGUCAUAAUGCCCAAAAAGAAACAAACGAGAACAUUUUCAGUACAGAGUUCUCCGGAAGAAGUCGAAGAACAAAUAUAUACAGAUUCGGAAUCAGACAUGGACAAAGCUAAAGUUUUAGAAAUAAUUGAACCAAUGUCUGACCUGGACGGAAAACUACCAACGUCAAGUUUCGAUUCCAGGAAAAUAAGAACAGAUUCGCUGGAUGAUGCUGAUGAUUUCCCGGAGAAAGAGGCUGACGUUUUUGGUGAAGAUGAUCAAUAUCCUGACGACGGCAUACACUCAAUUAUAAAGAGACCUGAUACAGCUAAGUAUGAGCCAAGCACAAGCUCUACAACUAAAACAUCCGAGGAAGAAAAAUCAACUGAUAAAGUGAUGAAAAAGACCCACUUCGUCGAUAGUCUUCUUCAGUCUGAUUUAGUAUCAAAAUCCACAACAGAAUCAUCUGUAACAACGGUUAUAUCCACAUUGACAAAAUCGUCUGACGAGGAGCAAAAGUCUGUUUUGGAAGACUGUACGUCAGCUGAUUUGUCUAAAAUCAGUGGUGCAGAUCUGGUCAAGGAUCCGUCAAAAACUUCUUUCGACACAAAAGAAGAUUCAAGAAUCGAUGAACAUACAGAAGACAGGGCGACCCCAGAUUUAUCUAAAAAGUCUCUUGACCUAACUAAAGAUUACUCUAAAUCCUCAAUUGACAGCAAAGAUACGUCUAGAGAUUUCGCCACCAACGAGCUAUCGAAAGAUUCAACGGUAGACCUAACAAAAGAUUACUCAAAAGUAUCAGUGGAAAGUGUCAAAGAAUCAUCGAAAUCAUUAGAUGAAAAAACAAUUUCUGAAGAUCAUUCUUCCUUAGAUGUAUCGAAAACGUUAGCUUCUGACGUUUCAGAAUGUAUUACAAUAAGCAAAGAAUUUAUUGAAGAAGAGAGAUCGGUAUCUCGUGUUUUUAGAAUAUCAACAAGUUCCUCACAAGAGACAUCAAUAAUGACAGAAAGCAAGAUGUUCAGUGAAUUUGAUGAUAAAUCAAUUAGUAAAGCAAAAUCGGAAGUGAUUGAAGUGGAAAAAGAUUUAUCAGAAUCUAUUCAGGACCAAGAACAGGAAGCGAAACGAGCACCUGAUACCAGUGAUGUGGCUCAAGCUAGAGCUGUCCAAGACCUACAACUAAUAGAAGAUAUUUCUGAUAAAUCGACACGUGAAAUAAAAGAACUCUCAAGAACAAAGCCUGCAUUAACAGAAACAAGUGGUGAAAAUUUUUCAGAAGAAGUAAUUAAGCCAUCUUUUGAAAAAGUUAAGGCUGAAGAAAUUAUUUCAUCCCCAGAGACGAGUCAUAUUAUUGAAAAAUCGACUAAAUUAGUCACUGAGCCGUUAUCAACAGUGAGUGCAGGAACUUUAACAGACGUACGGGAUGAACAAGAAAAAUUAAAAGAUUUUAUUAAGGAAGAUAAUGUUGAAGAUUCAAAAAAACAGAUCGAAGGCGAACGUACAGUAUCAGCAAUUGCUGAUCACGUAGAUGGGGAAAAAAUUGCCAUACAAGCGAAAAUUGUUGAGGAGGAGGGAAAGAGUUCAAUAGGUGAUAUAAAAGAAGAAAGAUUAGAGUCAGUAACAUCAACUGCGGAAAAAGAAGAAUCAGACGAAGUACCAGACAUGAAAGAAUUGAACAGAAGAUGUUCUAACCUUCUCGAAGAUAUCUCUCAAGGGGCUUUGAUUCGAAUUGAUACUAGCCACGUGACACACGAUCUUGCAUCAAAAUUCUCCAAAACUCCGCCUCCCUCACCGGUGGACCUGAUCCUCAAAGAUAAAACCAAGUCUGAGGAAUUUACUGGUGAAAAGCAUGUAGGAUUACAGUUGAGAGGUUCAGAUUCAUCAUUCCUUGACACCAGUCGACAAUCUCCGAGGGCUUCAUCAGCUGGAGACAGCCUGCUUAGCGAAACUGAAGCUCAUCAGAGCGAAGUAUCAAAGACGCCCUUCAAACCAAUCGCCGCUGGGUCUAGACCAAAAUCCCCUGUUAAGCACAUCGCCGAAAACAUGGAGUUUGUCAAUGUUGAUCAACCUACUAUCACUAGUGGGGCCAUUGAACUCGUUGAUCGUACGAUUGAAAAGAGCAUGGACGUAAUUGACCAAAUUAAGAAAGAACAACUUGCCGUGAAAUUGGAAGAAAUUCAAAAGUCCACAUCAACCGAUACGUUUUAUUCUGAAUCAAGGGUCGAAACAUCAACGUCCUCUUCAUCAGUCCAUAAAACAAUCGAAGGUGGAGAGCUUAAAUUCCAAUCCAUCGACCCACAAGCUUUGAUGUCAGAUAUGGCAGCUAAAUUUAGUGUCACUGACGAUACGCCUACAAUUUUGACGCAUAAAGAAACCGAGACUCGAAAAAUAUCAGGACAAGAGUUUUUCACUGAAACAAAACAAAUAUCUUCAUCGGAUGAUGACUCAUUGAUUAUUAAAACUGAAACUACUCAUGAAUUACACGGUCAAGAACAUGAAACCAAAGAAAAAACGAUUAUUCGAAAAGACGGUGAUCAAACUCAGACAUCUCAGAAAAAGUUAGAAAAAGCUCAUGAAGCCACGGCAAAACGAUCUGACAUUGAAACUAAGACAGUCUUCAAAAGUACUGAUGAUACUGAUAUUAUUAAAGUUGAAAGAGAAUUUUCUGAACAGGGCUUGUACCAUGGUAGACAAACAAAAUCUGAAGAGAAAAUGACCGCUUUGAAAGAUGAUACGGUUAAAAAAAAACACGAAGUAAAGAUAUCUGAGAGAGAUUUGUCUCAUGAACAAUGGGGCAAAGAAUACUUCACAGAGCCUGGAGAGCUGGAAGAUAUAGUAGAGGACGAUGAUAAGUCGAAAGUAGCAUUCGUUGACUCAACUCUGAAAAUUAUUGAGUCUGAUGAAGUAGUCUCAAGCGUCGAGGUAUCAGAAAAGGGUAAAAUUGUGAGUUCAACAUUAGAACACCAUAGAGAAGAAUCUAUAAUUGAAAGCAAGGAGCACGAUGAUCUGAGUUCUGAUACUUCUCACGCUCCAAGUUUCAAGAGUGAACCAGCUGACAAACAUGAUUCUUCUGAAGCUAGUCCAAGAAGUAAAUCCAAGUCGUUUAAGAAAGAUAAUGAAGUUUAUGAAGUAGAUUUUAUCAAAGAAAUUAAAGUUUCCACUUCACCAGUUAAGAGUACGUUUAGUCGAACAGGAAGUCAAGAUACACAUUCUGAGUCUGAAAUAGCACCCGAUUUGCCACAUGAUGACAAGACUGGUGACACACCAAAAAAAGAACGACCAUCAAAAUCACCAAUAAAAUUACCACAAGAGCAGAUUGAAAAUCAGGUUUGGGAAGUUACAAUACAGAAAGCAGAUUCCUUUGAAAUUGGUGACGACACACCAAAAACGCCUUUGUUCAAAACAGUUGAAUCUAUUAGUACUAUAAAUCUGGAGAGCACUACUACGGAUAUCAGAACUAACAUUGAAACAAACACUGCAGAUAUAAAACUAACCAAAACUGACAUGUCGCCCAUCGCUUUUGAGGUAUCCGAAGACAUUAGCGGUAUAUCCAAAGACAUUAUGGUGAAAUCAGGCGAGAGUAUCGAUACCGAAUACAUGAUUAAAUCAUUAGAAUCACACGAAGGGGAAGUAUUACAGAAAUCUAUGGAUUCGACUAUGAGCGCCGAAACAUUACAACCAUCAGAAUUUUCCACUGAUUCUGCCUACCUAACCGGCACUGAUCAUAAAAGAGAAGAAAUUAAGUUAUUGAAAGAAAAGAGUCUAGAAGAUAUUUGCAGUAGCGGUUACGAUACUGAUCUCUCCUCUGCCGAGUUUCAUGCAAAACUUGAGACAGAAAGAGUUGAUUAUGAUUCUUUAAUGUCUGCUCAACCACUAGCCGACUUGUCAGUUUUGGAAAAAACGAUCGACGAAGUCAAGCAGUCUCUUGAAGCAGCACAAGUAGAAAUCAUCAGUGAAAAGAACGAUGGAAGUAUAAAAUAUAAACAGUCGCCUUCUGAAUUUCAAUUCAAAUUAUUAAUUAGUCCGGACAGACCCGAAGUUAUAACAGAAGAACCACAUCACACAGAAGGUCACGCCGAUAAAACACCAGUUAUUGAAAAAACUGAAACUUUGUUAGAUAGUCAGAUAUCAGACAGUGUUACCCAGAAAAUAAGUUCCCAAGAGGAAACCACAUCCGAUGAAGAUAAAGACACAGUCUACAUUAAGGAACCAAGCCCCCCAUUAGACGCUGGUGAUAUUUCUAUUAGAUCAACGGAUAGUGGUCCACACUCGAUUUUAGAGACUGAAAGUGAGAUUGUUACGUCAGAUCGUGACGGCUCUUCAAAAGGAAGUCCUGAAGUCAAACUAAGAGUCCAAAAGCAUAUCAAGUCUAAACUUGGUAUUGUAGAAAGACGAUCUGCAUCGGAUAUUGAAGGUUGGUCUAGCUCAGGAGAAAGUCAUUACCAUAGCUUUGAGCAUUCUGAAGGAAGACCACUGUCUUCAGAUGUUGACAUUAUGAUGACUGCUCAAAGUGGAACCGAAUUCGAUACAGCGAUGACAAGUCAAGAUGUUUCAUCACAAUCCUUACGAACUUCGAGAGACUACUAUACAGCAGGAAGCUCUUUAGCUUCUAGGGAUAGUAUGAAAAGUCUAGAUUCAGAUGGUUCUAGCCAUGUAGCCAGUAUUGACAUAUCAGAUGCUUCAGAAACAUUAGUACCUUCAGCCAAUGAGCUAAAAGAAGAACUUAUGGAAAGUAGUACUUACGUAGAACAAUUUCUGCAUGAAACCGAAAAAGAUCAAACAUCUAAAUCCAAAGACAUAAGCGACGAAGAUGUCUCUGGCGAAGAAGAAGACGCUAAGCCCGGUAUCUUUGAACCAAUAGGAAAAAUGAAAAGAUCACAUGAGAUGCGAUUUCAACCAAAAGAGAUGAUACCUGAAAGUUUUCCCGUUGGAAGUACGUCAGAAAGCAUUGAAGUAGAUGAAGAUUCAUCGAAAGAUAAAGAACUUUCGGAUACCACAAUAUCUAGUCAGUUUAAAACAGAUGAAAUCCUUUCAUCGUCCAUUUCAAAACUUGAUAUGCCUUCGUCACAAUCUCAAUCAGAAUUGGAUCUAGACGAAGUGAAAGAAGUGAUAACGAAAACGAUAUGUCAAAAGGAUGAAGCGAUACCUUUUAAUGUUACCAAAAUUGAAAAACCUCAACGAGAAUUCGCUGACGUUGACAGCGAUAUUAUUCCAAUAGGGUCCUCUGAAUAUGAAGCAAUAGUCAAAUAUGGUGCUGUAACAUCGGAUCUAAAAAGUCCUUCACAUCAAGAAACGACCAUCACUAAAAUGAGUAUUGAAAUGAAUGAAAGUACACCAGGAGAGCAUAAAGUAGAAGUAUCAGAAGUUUGUGAGAGAAAGGAAAUCAAAGAUGUAAGCGUAAUUCCAUUUCCUAAAACAGAAAUACCCAUACCUAGACAGAGAGAAUUUGUCGAUGUCGAACAAGAAAUCAUACCAAUAGGUUCGAUACAAUAUGAGGAAAUACUCAAAUCUAAAAGUGAUUCGUCGGUACCAAAAACCAAAGUUGAAAAAUCUGUCAUAAAAACUCCUGAGUCAGAAUUAGACAGCAAACAAAGUUCAAUGUCCAGUUUGAAAACGCAAGAAACACCACAAACGCCCUUAUCUGCUCCUAGUCAGAGUUCUAUUUCAACUGAUAACGGACGCGAAUAUAUACUAGAUGAUAUGUAUGAUAUUUCAGAAACUCCUGAACUAAAAUCCGAUGUAGUUACCGAAAGCAGUAAAUCUGAAUUGAUGAUAACAACGGAAGAGAAAACUCUAUAUACAUACGAAAAAGAUCAAGAGUCGCCCACUAGUGACGAGUUUGAAAUAGUAGAUAAACCAAGCGAAAUGGAUGAAUUCGUUGUAAUUGAAGAAGUCGCUAAAGAGGCCCAAGAAACUGAUACAGAAGGUAAAAGUGUGCAAAUCGUUGCACAGAAAUAUGUAAAAAGACAUGAUACUGAAGUGGAAGAAUUACUGUCGAAGACUGCUAAAAAACAAGAAAGUACUAGUAGCGCUUCUGGGUCACUAUCAGAUGAGGAAUUAUUGCAAUUUGAAAUAGAACAAAAAAGGUUACAAGCGCAAGAGCUAGCUGAAAUAGAAGCAGGCAAGCGUUGGAUACAAAUGAGAUUCGAAGGCGAUCCACGAUACGACUAUGAAAGGGUACCCUUAGAAGACAUUAAAGAAGAAGAAAUGACUGACUUUGAUGCCAGCAGGAUCGGAAGUCUGAGUUCUCAAAAGGAAUCAAUAGGCAGUUUCGGCAGCUUCAGAAACUCUUACGGCAGUCUUUCUGAAUCGGAAAUGGCAUCUCGUAUUAGAUUUAGAGUCAGAGGAGAAAACGAUGAUAUUUCGAUCAGCUCUUUGCAGGAAUUCGAAAAUCUAGAAAGAGCGCUGAUGGAACAGUAUCAACAAAAUUCUUCUUCUUCACAAGAUUCUUUGAACGGUUCGCUUCCCAAACGAUACAUAUUGAGCAGAAGUCAAGGAGAUGAUAUUUCAAUUUCAAGCUUAAAAGAAUUCGAAGGAUUAGAAUCGGCAUGCUUAGAAGCUUUAAGAGCUGAAAUACUGGCAAAACAAAAAGAAGCUCUAUUAUUAGCCGAUCCCAAAGAAGUAAGUGGGAGCUUUUUAGAAAGAGAAAAACGGUCAUACAGCGGAAGCUCUGAGAGUAGUCCUCCUCAAAAAAGUGGCAGUCCUAGUCAAAAAUCUGGGAGUCCAUCGCAAAAAGGCGGAAGCCCUUCACAAAAAAUCGGGAGCUACGGCAGUCCUUCACAAAAAAUGCUGACUGAUUCUGCUGCAAUCAGAAAACUAAUUGAUCAACAAAUGGCUAUAGAGGCAAAACUACAGGAGCAAGUCGUUCCUAAAGUGGUGACAGUCAAGAAAUUUGAUGACAGGGGUGCAUUUUUUGUACCUGAACCAGAAACAGAGUCAACAGAAUCAAAAUCAUCUGAUAUAAAUGAAGAGUGCCAAAAAACAUCGACAUUUAUAUGUGCCUCUGCGCCAAGUGACGGCUCGGCGGAAUCUAUCCCUGGAGACUGCGAAGAAAUGAUGAAGCUCCUUGACCAAGAAGAAAAAUCGAAGACCUCACAGCCCGUUACUCGAACCUUUACCGACAGCGGAGUCAUUGAAGUAGUCAGAACCACGACAGUGAUCCAACAAAGAUUCGUUGACGGAAAGAAGGUCUCCGAAACGGUCACUAGCACAGACGCAGAUGUGGGAGCAAGUCCAGUUGAUAUACCCGCCAGAACUAGACAUUACGAUGAAGGAAUCUUGUCGUAUGGAUCCGAAAUGUCAUCAUCUAUAACCUCCCAGCCGUCGGAGAUGGAUAGCUUGAUGACCGUUAUGGAAAAGCAUUCCGAUGGUGAAAUAGUGACGGUUACAAAGCAGACAAUAAUAAUGACGGACAAACCCGAAGAUUUGGAAUUUUCGCGAGAGGAUCCAGCCAGCGGCUCCUGGAGCGGACAGGACGAAGAGCUCAGUUCGUCUGGAAGCUUCAGUCGGGGGGCACGAGCCGAUCUGAUGCUUGGGAGUACGGACAGUCUUGAAGCCACCAGUUCGAACGCAACGCGAGCAACUUACAACUACGAGGUGGACACUCCAAUGACCGGGAGUCUCACCUCCGGAGCGGUACCGCCUCCAGGGUCGAACACCAUGGUGUCUUCCCUGGACACCCUGGAACCCAUCACCGCCGUGCAGAUGGACAGUAUGGAACACCAGUCUACGAGUGAGCAGCAGUCCCACGAGUAUGAUGUCCAAGAACCGGAUUCUGAUACUGAAAGACUAGAGCUUGACAGCAAAACACCUAAAGCCAAGGAGCGAACUAUAAUGUUUGACAGUACUGACACUCUAACUGCUGUGAGUGGCGAUAACUCCAUCAAAGAGGCAAAAGUCGAGACGCCCGCUGCAACGUUCUAUAUCGGAGACACACCUAUUGUUAGAGGUGGGGGACGUGAAGAGGCCGAGCCUCAGCAACCAUUGUCCGAAAGCUGUCCAGCAUCAUUGCAACCUGUUCCUCAAUCAUCACCACCUGUACCCACACAAAGAAGAUCCCUUACGAUGAUAGCCAAGGCACCGCACACAAGUCUAGAGGAAGCUGCAAAGAAAUCCUAAGCUCUAAAUAGUUUACGUUAAGAUUGUUUUCGUAAAACAAAAAUCGCCGCUGAAGCUGCUUUAGCAAAAACUGCACCUAUUGCUAAUAACAUCUCGGAAAGGUUAAAUAAACAAAUACGUCCUGUAGUUAAACGAUGGUUCAAACAAUUCGAUUAGUUAGAAUAUAGUAAACGUUCUGUUAAUUUCAAAUUGCGAGCCUAAGUAAUAAAGAAAUUAUUAAUAUCAAUACAGUAUUCAG